Messenger RNA from Trichobilharzia szidati, 3607 nucleotides. The record is from the annotation of a GenBank genome assembly. Lineage: Eukaryota; Metazoa; Platyhelminthes; Trematoda; Strigeidida; Schistosomatidae.
CACGUUUUGACGCCACGCUUGUACCUGAGGUUCGUUCGUGAGUUGAGUAACUUAUUGUGAUAAAUUCUUAUAUAUUUUGAAUUAGCCAUGCAAUUUACUAAAGAAGUUCCAUAAGUAAAAUAUCGGCUGCAUUUUUCAGGAAAAAAAUCAAACGGAUUAGUUCGUCUCCUAAUAUCACUAUCGAAAAAAAGUUUCAUUAGGAAAUCUCAAAAGUCUAAUGACCGGUUUCGUCUUUUAAUACCACUUAAAUUGAGAGUCACUUUUGCUUAGUGUCCAGGUUCUCAAAGCUGAUUUGCGAGUAAGAUCUCCCACCACUGCUUCUAUAGUAUAAUUCCCCCUAGGUGUAACAAUGACGUUACUUCGUACAGACUGGUUGGUACUUUUCUUGAAAUAAGCCAAGACUGGACAGUACUUAACCUCUUGUUAUUGACCCUCUUCAUGCCUUGGUUUCUUGUGCAAUGUGUGUUAGGUUUUUUCUUAGAAACCUGUCGUCAGAGCAAAGGCUAAUAAAACAUAUGAUGCCAUCUUGUUUCACAUCUGUCGAUUGUAAUGAUGACUUAUUAAUCCGUUAGAGGAAGUGAUUGUAAGUCUGUGAUAGUUUAUGAACAUAGUACAAAUGUUUAUUCCCAGUUGGGUUAACAAUUUGGUUUUCACAGGUAUGAAACAAACAUAUGCAGAUACUAACCUACAGUGGGUGUUGUGUUAACUGAAAGGACAAAGUAUCUGGAAAAUAAUCUAAACACCACUAGGAAUUUUCUUUGGAGUUUCUUACUUUAGAAACAAACGACACUUCGAAUAAAGAUGACUCAACCCUUCCAGUUAGAAAAACCUGGAUACUGAUUAAAACAAGCUUAGUCCAUUAUAAUUACUGAAAGAUUUUGUCUCAACCACUAGAUAAUUUGAAAUUAUUUCGCAAGUAAUUUAUGUAUUUUUUGAUUUGUGGUGUUGCGAUGUUUUAGGAAUCAUAGAUUGCCGCAUCUAAACAUUGUAUUACAUAUUUAUUAUGGAAAGUGCCAAGCUGUUUCUGAUCACUGCAAAUCGGGCUAUUCAAUACUGUAUAAUGACGUUGCGAAGACAUAGUAUUCGCCACAUACUUUCUCGAGGACCACAACUAUACAGUCUGCACCUUCCUAGGUGGCUGAAAUCUCUCGUCUAAGACUUCAUGAAUUUAUGCUAUCUUUUGGUUUGACCGCCCAUAUCUUUUCUAACCUAAUUCUACGUCAGCUAACACUUGACAAGGAAGGCGAUACUUCGACCUGCGCAACACGUGUCACAACCAUUCAAAUGGAUGCAGUUUCACAACCUUAUCGAUUAGGUCUCUUUCCACACAUAACAAAUGUCUAUUACGUCGACUAAACAACCUAAAACUUUACAUGAUGUAUCGGUUCAACUUAUUACUCCUCGGGAAAGCACACAUCAGAUUAAAACGAUAGUGAAGUUAGGAUGGUCAAAGCUGUAUGCAGAAGAGAGAGUAGUGAUUUUCAGGAUCUGGAGGGUGAUAAAAUGUACAGACAUCCUUUUUGCCUCGAAUGACUCUAGGUUGUGUCACCAGUGGUCUGCGACCAUUGGUUCUCAGCAUAUCAAGAUGCCAAGAUAGGCACCAUGGCCUUCCACGUAACUUAGACUAACAGUCAGCCACUUUGUACGCUGACACUUAAUUUCUAAUCUAAUAGCUCUAAUAAAUUAUUAACAUCAGUUCCGUGUUAUUGCUUACAUGUUCUUCAUGAGCGAAGAAAAAUACUUUAUUAUCAAACCAUCCAGUUCACAUCGUUCAACAAUGCGGUAAUACAUUCAUUAUUUUGACGGGUUUGUUCUGUUUGACAUAUUUAUGCUGCCUGGCGUUUAAUAUUUUUUUUAUUCUCCGAAGUAGCUGACAAUUGGUUUGGUAUUUCAACAAAACGCUACUUUCUAAAACUACUUAUUACGUAAUCAAAUAUUAAAUCUGACGAUUUCUUUAAUUUCAGCCCUCAAGAUGGUUGUUUAUCAUGAUCGCAACUUAAUCAUCAACUACAUCCCAACUUCUAUAACAGAUGCCGAUUUGACUCACUUAUUUUCGUCUGUUGGUCCCAUCAAAACAUGUCGAAUAAUUCGGGAUAGGAAUAGUGGAUCGAGUUUUGGCUUUGGAUUUUGUGAGUAUGAAGAUUCUGAUUCUGCUCAUAAGGCAAUUUCACGCUUCAAUGGUUACCGCAUAGCCGAUAAAGUUCUGAAGGUUUCUUUGGCCAAGUUGCAAGGACGACUGUCUCAGAGCUCAAACUUGUAUGUUAAGAACUUUCCAGUUACUCUUACUGAAGACAAUUUAACAACUGAGUUUGGACGAUUUGGUCGUGUUGUUCAGUGCCGUAUACUACGGGACCAUGAAACUAAUGUUUCUAAGGGAAGUGCAUACGUACUUUUUGAGAAUCCUUCUGAUGCAGAGGCAGCCAAACGUUCGCUAGAUGGACGACCUUGGCCUGGUUUUCCCGAUAUCCAAGUACUAUCAAUAAAGUUUGCUACUCCACCUUAUCGACAGUCAGUAAAUCCAUCAAAAUCUAGAAACAAUUUUAAGAGGCCAUUUAUAAAUCAGAACUUCCGCACCGACUGCUUCAUUGAUCCUCUUUCUACCCAAUUACCAUCCCAGAACAAAACCUCAGCUCCAGAGGUCUACGCACCCUCAGGUCCACAAUUAUCUUUCAUCCCAAACAACAUAUGCUCAGCAUUAGCUAAUUCUGUCCAAGGAUCAUUACUACAGUCUUCCAAUAUUCAACCGCAACUGAAUCCACAGGGUUUAUUGUGGAGUAAUGAUUUCUCCAAUGCUGAAUAUCAAAAUCCCGCCUCUGCCUUAAGCGUAGCUCCCAACUACGUGACCCCAUACAUCUAUUCUCAACAACCCUACCCGAAUCUCUGGUUACCUCUUCAACAAAACUACCUCAGUCAAAUUCCUUUAACCGCUUUAUGCACCAAUCAGCUCGAAAGCUAUGGUAAUUCAGUUCAAGGUUGUCCUAUAUUCACUAACGUACAGAACACAUUUUAUCCUGCUCCCAAUCAACCUAAGUCCAAUAUUCCCGUUAAAAAUUCUGAUAUGGCUUGUAGGCAACCAAAUGAAUUAUCGUAUUUCGGUCGACCAAAACCUAUGAAGACUGAUAAGAACGAAUCUACAUCUGUUUACAUAUAUAAUAUUGGGAACAUGACAGAAGCGCAGACUUAUGUUUUAUUCUCUCAGUUUGGACCUGUUGUCAGUGUUUCUAUACCAAAAGAUUACAAGACAAACACUUCCCGAAAUUUUGGCUUUGUUACUUACAGUAACUUCCAGAGUGCACAAAAUGCCAUAGAUGUAAUGAAUGGAUUGCUUUUAUCUGGUCGACGACUUCAAGUUUCAUUUCGGCAAAGCAAAGGAAGACCAAUUAAGUUUGGCACUGCUGUUGGUAACUGCCGUACUGUGGGAAAAUCAGUUCCGAAACAGAAAGGCGAGAUUCCAGAUUCUGGUUGCCAUAGUCCACAACUAUCAAGUGACAAGUUAGAUUCUGCCAACACUUUGCCUUCAGACAAUCUACAGGUUUCGGAUACUAUUGAAGCAUUGGCAGAUUUAAGUAUAUCUAACGGGAAUAAUGUAUCUUCGCUGAAAUGCUAA